Molecule: messenger RNA, 1938 nt
Organism: Rotaria socialis
Lineage: Eukaryota; Metazoa; Rotifera; Eurotatoria; Philodinida; Philodinidae
Source: the annotation of a GenBank genome assembly
AUGUCGGCUACAUUUCAAUGUUUUCUAUUAUUAUCUUUCUUAACGGUUUAUUUGAUUGUGGCUAAUGCUCGAUCGAUUCCUGAGCCUUUCGAUAAUGUGGAUCAAAAUGUAUUCAUUACUCUUGCUAAUUAUCGUCAUCGAUUUGAGAGAUCAAUGAAUAUUAAAAAAUUACGAUGGGCAUUUAACAGUUUAAAUAGCACAGCAUUAUGCGAAGCAUGUGAUCUUUUGGUACCUGAGAUGCGAGUUUUGAUUAUGAUUAAUCGAACAGAUCUAAUUGAUGAUGUUGCCAUUCGAUUUUGUAAAUACUAUAAACUACUUGAUGAAAAUGUGUGCUUAGGAGCGGUCAAAGAAUAUAAAAAUAUUGUAAUAGAAGUACUCGCAAUAUCUCCGCUGACUAAUAAAGAACUUUGUUCGUUAGCAUUUGAAUGUCAAGCACCGCCCUAUUUUCCAGUAGUUGGUUGGAAUGUAACAUUUCCCAAUAAACCAAAACCAACACCUCGACCACCACAACCUCCUACGCCCGGUGCACCAAAAUUAAAUAUUCUCCAUUUAUCUGAUGUUCAUAUAGAUUUUUCCUAUAAACCAGGAUCACAAGCUGAUUGUUCACAACCAUUAUGUUGUAGAGGAGGUCAACCUGCACCUGGUCAUACGGGAGCUGGCUUCUGGGGUGAUUACCGAAAUUGUGAUAUUCCCUAUUGGACUGCAGAAGCUAUCUUAAAAUAUGCGGCUGACUUAGAAGAAGUAGAUUUCAUAUAUUAUACAGGCGACUUACCAGCUCAUAAUGUUUGGAAUCAAUCUCGUGCUGAUCAACUUUAUUCGAUUAAUACAAUCAAUAGUAUGUUAGCAACCGUUUUUCCAAAUAAAACAUUCUAUUCAGCUGUCGGAAAUCAUGAAGCUGCUCCUUGCAAUCUUUAUCCAACACCAAAUAUUCGAACAGAUAACAUAUCUUGGCUGUAUGAAGCAUUAGCUGAUAAUUGGAUACGAUUAGGUUUACCAGCUGAUACACGUGACAGUAUUUUAAAUGGAGCAUUUUACACGGCACUGGUUCGACCCGCUCCUUGCAAUCUUUAUCCAACACCAAAUAUUCGAACAGAUAACAUAUCUUGGCUGUAUGAAGCAUUAGCUGAUAAUUGGAUACGAUUAGGUUUACCAGCUGAUACACGUGACAGUAUUUUAAAUGGAGCAUUUUACACGGCACUGGUUCGACCCGGUUUACGAUUGAUUUCAAUCAAUAUGAAUUACUGCUCCCGUGAAAAUUUUUGGUUACUUGUUAAUUCAACAGAUCCUCUAGGUCAACUUCAAUGGUUAAUUGAUUGGUUACAAUAUGCAGAAGAUCACGAAGAAAAAGUUCAUAUUAUUGGGCAUCAUCCACCACGAUCAUGUUUGGCAUCAUUUGGAUGGAAUUUUUAUAAAAUUGUUAAUCGCUAUGAAAAUACAAUUGCCGGUCAAUUUUAUGGACAUUCACACUUAGAUGAAUUUCUAAUGUUUUAUGAUGAAGAAAAUCGUACACGUCCCGUAUCAAUGGCUUAUAUGGGGCCAUCUCUAACAACUAGUUCUUAUUUGAAUCCCGGUUAUCGUGUCUAUUCCAUAGAUGGUGAUUAUGAAGGCAGCUCUUUUUGGACACUUGAUCAUCGUACAGUUAUUAUGAAUUUAACUGCAUCGAACAUGUACAAUAGAACAAUAUUUACUGAUGAAUAUGAUGCACGUGAUGCAUAUCAAAUGGAAAAUUUAUUUCCUAACGAUUGGGAUAAUGUUGUUCAACGAGCAAAAAGUGAUAUUGAUGGUCCGUUGAUGGGUUUAAUUUAUCAAUACUAUACUAAAUCUUAUGCGGACGGUAGUCAAUGUGAUCAUAACUGUCGCCGAGGAUUGUUAUGUAGUUAUCUAACCGCUCGAGCAAAUGAUCCCCAUGCAUGUGAUUCUAUUCCAACAUUUGUUUGA